AUGGAGAAGAGGCUCGAAGAGGGAAGGCUUACACGACGGGGUCGAGGGACGGCGAGCGGGCUGGACAAGAGGCGGGCGGCGUCUGACGGACGGACUAGCGACAGCAGAUUGCGAGAGGAGACGGCGUUGACAGGGGUGAGAUUUUCGAGAUUCUUAUUUGCGCGCGUCACCGGAGACAGCGAGGAGGUGCGGAGUGAGGGUGGGGCCCAGCUUCUUAGUAUAACGGCGACAAGCACACUGAGGUGGAAGAAGGGUUCAGAGCAGAUGCUGGAAAAGGCAGCACCAGAAAAAAAUAAGAGGGUCACUUUUUUGACGGAGGCGACGAGAACCCGUUCAGCGGCUAGGUCCUGGGCGACGAUCCCACCGGAACGCAGACCAAUGGGCAACAACGGGCAGGGCAACGAGGGCAACGGCGGGGGUACACUUGGGAGGGGCUUUGGCUUUGUCGUCGGACAACAACGGGCAACGGAAGAUGAUGAAGAAAAAGCGAAAAAGGGUCCUCCUUCCCAGGGCAGCAAGACCCUCCUCCCGUCAUGCCUCGAGGUUCUAACUGCAAAAUGUUUAGCUUUACCCCUCGCAUGGUCGCGUGGUGGGUUUGGCCCAGAGGUUCCAGGUUCCGUGUGGAAUUCUGGCGCCGGUGGGGUGGAGCGCCUAGUCGGGCUCCCUGGUACACUACGGACCACGCAGGGCAGCCACGGUACCUCAAAGGUACAACCAAAAGGCACAGAUUGA
Neurospora hispaniola is the source of this 732-nucleotide messenger RNA. RefSeq lists its product as uncharacterized. The record is from RefSeq and is a predicted model, not a curated record. Lineage: Eukaryota; Fungi; Ascomycota; Sordariomycetes; Sordariales; Sordariaceae. The coding region runs from base 1 to 732 and encodes 243 amino acids. The transcript is spliced from 3 exons.